Molecule: messenger RNA, 1464 nt
Organism: Gastrolobium bilobum
Lineage: Eukaryota; Viridiplantae; Streptophyta; Magnoliopsida; Fabales; Fabaceae
Product: nodulin-26-like
Exons: 9
Coding region: 1-1464 (487 amino acids)
Biological process (GO): transmembrane transport
Cellular component (GO): membrane
Molecular function (GO): channel activity
Source: RefSeq, a predicted model, not a curated record
AUGGCUGAUAAUUCAUCAAGCAAUGGAAACAACGAAGUGGUUUUAAAUUUAAACGGUGAUGCCUCCAAAAAGUGUGACGGCAUCGAAGAAGACUGUGUGCCAUUUUUGCAGAAGGUGGUGACAGAGGUGGUGGGGACGUACUUCUUGAUAUUUGCAGGAUGUGGUUCGGUGGUUGUGAAUCUUAACAACGACAAGGUGGUGACUCUUCCCGGGAUUUCCAUUGUUUGGGGACUCGCUGUUAUGGUAUUGGUUUAUUCAGUUGGACACAUCUCUGGUGCUCAUUUCAACCCAGCUGUCACACUUGCUCAUGCUUCCACCAAAAGAUUUCCAUGGAAGCAGGUGCCAGCAUAUAUAAUAGCUCAGGUGGUUGGAUCCACACUUGCAAGUGGAACACUAAGACUUAUAUUCAUGGGAAAGGAUGACCAUUUUGCCGGAACACUUCCCGCCGGAUCUAACCUGCAAGCUUUUGUGGUCGAAUUCAUUAUCACUUUCUACCUAAUGUUCAUCAUUUCUGGAGUUGCCACCGAUAACAGAGCGAUUGGUGAGUUGGCUGGGCUUGCAGUUGGGUCAACGGUACUGCUAAAUGUGAUGUUUGCCGGGCCAAUCACUGGAGCAUCAAUGAAUCCAGCAAGAAGCUUGGGGCCUGCUAUUGUGCACAGUGAAUACAAAGGAAUAUGGAUAUACUUGGUCUCACCCAUUCUGGGUGCUGUGGCUGGUACAUGGACAUAUAAUUUCGUCAGAUACACAAACAAGCCAGUGCGUGAGCUCACCAAGAAUGCCUCUUUUCUCAAAGGAAAAGGAAGAUGUGGUUCGGUGGUUGUGAACCUUAACAACGACAAGGUGGUGACUCUUCCCGGGAUUUCCAUUGUUUGGGGACUCGCUGUUAUGGUAUUGGUUUAUUCAGUUGGACACAUCUCUGGUGCUCAUUUCAACCCAGCUGUCACACUUGCUCAUGCUUCCACCAAAAGAUUUCCAUGGAAGCAGGUGCCAGCAUAUAUAAUAGCUCAGGUGGUUGGAUCCACACUUGCAAGUGGAACACUAAGACUUAUAUUCAUGGGAAAGGAUGACCAUUUUGCUGGAACACUUCCCGCCGGAUCUAACCUGCAAGCUUUUGUGGUCGAAUUCAUUAUCACUUUCUACCUAAUGUUCAUCAUUUCUGGAGUUGCCACCGAUAACAGAGCGAUUGGUGAGUUGGCUGGGCUUGCAGUUGGGUCAACGGUACUCCUAAAUGUGAUGUUUGCAGGGCCAAUCACUGGAGCAUCAAUGAAUCCAGCAAGAAGCUUGGGGCCUGCUAUUGUGCACAGUGAAUACAGAGGAAUAUGGAUAUACUUGGUCUCACCCAUUCUGGGAGCUGUGGCUGGUACAUGGGCCUAUAAUUUCAUCAGAUACACAAACAAGCCAAUGCGUGAGCUCACCAAGAGUGCCUCUUUCCUCAAAGGAAAAGGAAGUGGUGGAGCUGAGUGA